AAUAUUUACCAAGUGCUCCGACACGAAGCAUGCCGCUUCAAAUUGUUCUCGAAUUCAGUGGAGGAGCAGAGCUGUUAUUCAACAAAAUAAAGAAACAUGAAGUCACCUUACCUGCGUCUGAAAAAGAUUGGACAAUAGGAUCACUGCUGCCGUGGAUGAGAGACACCAUGCUACAGGAGCGACCAGAACUCUUCAUGCAAGGAAACACAGUGCGUCCAGGGAUACUGGUGUUGAUCAAUGAUUCAGACUGGGAAUUAAUGGGAGAGCUGGAUUACCCUAUAAAGGAUAAUGACCGGAUAGUGUUCAUAUCUACCUUACACGGAGGAUGAUGGCUCCAGCACAGAAAAAAUCUCAUCAAAUACAUGCAUCUUCAAUGAGAGGGAAUAAACAUUGUGAUUUCCAUCUUCCACACAAGUUUUAUGGGCUUUUGAAACACAGAAUCAGGAUUGUAGGAAAUAUACUAGUGUGCAGACCAUUGCUGAUGAAUGAUGUGUGUGCGUCUGUGGUUGGGAACAUUCUACCUAUGGCAAUAAACUUGGUAUACCUGUGGCACUUCUACAUUUUACCAAAUUCAACUUGAUGCAACGGUUGUAAUGACUUAGAAAACUUCAGUGUGUAGGUGAUUGUCCUGAUCAGUUGCGAGUCAGAUAUUGUUCUGAGGAGGAUCUCAUAUUAUUAAAUGAACAAUGAUGAAA
This is a messenger RNA of Ylistrum balloti, 695 nucleotides long. Its product is annotated as ubiquitin-related modifier 1-like. Gene Ontology annotation, biological process: tRNA thio-modification; protein urmylation. Gene Ontology annotation, molecular function: protein tag activity. The record is from RefSeq and is a predicted model, not a curated record. Bases 30 to 329 code for a protein of 99 amino acids. Lineage: Eukaryota; Metazoa; Mollusca; Bivalvia; Pectinida; Pectinidae. The transcript has 5 exons. Gene Ontology annotation, cellular component: cytoplasm; nucleus.